This is a messenger RNA of Engraulis encrasicolus (European anchovy), 2537 nucleotides long. RefSeq names its product LON peptidase N-terminal domain and ring finger 4 (gene lonrf4). The transcript has 13 exons. The record is from RefSeq and is a predicted model, not a curated record. Bases 665 to 2509 code for a protein of 614 amino acids. Gene Ontology annotation, molecular function: ubiquitin protein ligase activity; protein binding. Lineage: Eukaryota; Metazoa; Chordata; Actinopteri; Clupeiformes; Engraulidae.
GCUGACCAAUGGGAACGCCAGCUGCCGUACCAUGUGAUCUUUAUUUAUGUAAGGUAAUUCUGCUGGACAUUAUCAGCUGUAGACUGUGUGCUUUGCGCAGAGUAGGGAAUUCGCGCAGAACUACUUGGCUUCCUAUUGAAAUACUUGAUCUGAACAUCAUUUAUUUCGUUUUGAAGAGUUGAUGGAGUGCUGUUCGGUGUGUCGGGCGAGGUCAGUAGCUUUGGGACUGUAUGGAAAAGCCCAUAUUCAGCAUGCGUGUAGAUGGAAGAAUUUACUUUGCGAACACAGAACAAGUUGUGAUUGACAAAUGACAUAACACUAACGUAGCUAUAAUAGCACCGGUGAUAUAAAACCGAGCGUAGCGUGUUAACCAGAAAAGCUUUACAGACAACGGUGGCGCAAACAUUGGGGAGAGUGACUGCUGAAGACAUAGAGCCUACCGGACCUUUCCUGGAAUUAUCUGAGCAUGUGGGUUCAGUAACCUGGAUUUGGUGGUCGCAAAUUUGUCGCACUGUGUUGCCUUGCAACCUUGAUUACUUAACUUGUAAACGAUGCCAUGCUUGCGGUGAUAGUGAAAGCUCGCCGGAAUAAUUAAUGCAAGGGAAAAGGACGCUGACCUCAUUCAACUUGUACUCGGACGUUUGGCUCUACUAUAAAGUUCAAAAUGGACCUGAUGGAAUGUCCCAUUUGCCUGUUCCUCAUGUGCGAGCCUGUGACAAUGGGUUGCGGUCACUCGUUUUGCCGGCGAUGCUUGGGGAGCUACCUGCCGUCCAGAUGCCCCGCUUGCAAAGAGAAAUUCAGACAAAGAGAUGCCAAACACAACAAGAACAACGUGCUUCUCAUCAGCGUCAUCGAGAAGUGCUGCCCAGAAGAGACUAAAAUGAAGUGCCACAUUCAAGAGAAGCUGAAAGCGAGUGAAUUCACUGAAGCCUUGCGGAUGGCGGAUGAGGGAAUAGAACUAGCCCCGGAUGACGUAAGCCUGAAGGUGUGGCAUGCGGAGGCCAACCUGGGACUGCGGCGCUUCUCUGACGCCCUCCGUGACCUCGAUGAACUCUGUGGCGCUCGACCCAGUUGGACCGAGGGCUUCUUUCGUAAAGGGAAUGCUCUGCUGGAGAUGGGCCGUCAGACAGAAGCGCUGCUCCAGUUCCACCACUGCCUGAGGCAGCAGGCCGACUUCGCCCCUGCCAAGGCCAGCAUCAAGAAGAUCUUGGAGGCCGAGGGCAUGUCGGUCCCCGACGAGGUGCCGGAGAUCCUGCAGUUGGUGUCUGACUUCCUGCAGCAGCCGUGCCCCAUCACCAGCUCCGUGGAUUCCCAGCAGGGGGACCGCAAGAGGCGCGCAUCCGAGGACGGGGACAGGGGACGCGGGGACCUCACACGGGCUGCGGCCAGUGCUAAGCUGGACUCCAGUACUGAGUGCUGCCUCAGCCUGUGUCAGGCCGUGUCCUUCCUCCCCACGGCAGAGGAUGACGAGGAACCCAUGAUGACGAAGGAGGAGAGGCACAGCAGAGGUGGAGAUUGUGCACAUCCCAGGAAAAGGUGCAAGACAAAGGAUGACUGUAGUUUCGGAGAGAGAGCCUCCUGUAGUGUGGACAGACAGUCGUCUCUAGGAGUCCUCACCGUCUCCGACUUCGAGUGUCCUCUGUGCAUCAGGCUGUUCUACGAGCCGGUGACGACACCCUGUGGACACACCUUCUGCAAGAACUGCAUCGAGAGAAGCCUGGACCACAACCUGAGAUGCCCUCUCUGCAAACAGCCGCUGCAAGAGUACCUGAAGAACAGGAAGUACAACCCCACGGUGCUGCUGCAGGACAUCAUGUCCCGCCUCUUCCCCUCCCAGCUGGCCGAGCGCAAGCAGGUGCACGACACUGAGAUGGCCGAGCUCUCCAACUUGACCACCAGUGUGCCCAUCUUCGUGUGCACGGUGGCAUACCCGGGCAUCCCGUGCCCGCUGCACGUCUUCGAGCCGCGCUACCGCCUCAUGAUGCGGCGCUGCAUGGAGACGGGCACCAAGAAGUUUGGCAUGUGCUGCUACGAGCCUGGCAAAGGGUUUGCGGACUACGGCACCAUGCUGGAGAUCCUGGAGAUGGACAUGCUGCCUGACGGCCGCUCCUUCGUGGACACCAUCGGGGGCGGCCGCUUCCACGUGCUGCGCAGGGGCCAGAGGGACGGCUACCACACCGCAGACGUGGAGUACCUGGAGGAUGGAAAGGUGGAGGGUGCUGAGCUGGAGGUUCUUCAGCGUCUCCACGACGGCGUGUAUCAGCAGGCUUCAGACUGGUACCAGCAGCUUGGCAGCCACAUCCAGGAGCAGAUCAGCCGCCGCUUCGGAGCCAUGCCCCAGAAAGACGAAAACAUCCAGGCCUCUGUGAACGGGCCGAUGUGGUGCUGGUGGCUGCUCUCUGUUCUGCAGCUGGACCCCACCUACCAGACCACCGUGCUCUCCCUCACCUCCCUCAAGGACCGCCUCGGACACCUGCGCCUCAUGCUGGAAUACUUCUCCCACAGCUAGACACACACACAUAUGCCCUCACACACAC